AGAACCGCAAAAGUAUAUGAACGAAUACACCCUUUGGACAAAGAAAGCACGAAGACAGAAAGAGAGAGAGAGACACACACUAAGAGAGUGAGAGAGAGUCUGAGACCCCCCCACCACCCAUAUUUCCUCAACACUAAUUAUUAAAAGUAUUGAAAAAAAGUUAACGAAUUUGGAGAAUUUCGCGAAAUGGAAUUCGAGGAUCAAGAGGAGCAGGAGGAGGAGCUGUGUAUGGGUGGUGGAGCGGGCUACGAUCCGACCCAGAUGAAGAUUCCGGUUGCGGCGGAGCCGGUGAGGAGCAGCAGCAGCAACGGCGGUGGCUGCGGAAGGGCGAGGUACAGGGAGUGUUUAAAGAACCACGCCGUCGGAAUCGGAGGCCACGCGCUCGACGGCUGCGGCGAGUUCAUGGCGGCGGGGAUGGAGGGUACGCUGGACGCGCUGAAAUGCGCCGCGUGCAGCUGCCACCGCAACUUCCACCGCAAGGAGGCGGAUUCCUCCGCCGUGGUCUCCCUCUCCGGCGGGGACCCGUACUUUCUUCCCCAUCAUCACCACCACCACCACCCUCCGCCGCCGCAGUUUUCGGGGUACUACCGGCAUCCGGCGGGGUACCUUCACAUGGGGGGACAACUCCGUUCGGCGGUGGGGGGGACGCUGGCGUUGCCGUCGACGUCCGGCGGCGGAGGAACUCAGAGCACGCGUGAGGACCAGGAAGACAUUUCGAACAACCCUAGUGCAGGAGGAACAGGGUCCAAGAAACGGUUCAGAACAAAGUUCACAGUUGAACAAAAGGACAAAAUGCUUGAACUUGCUGAGAAACUAGGGUGGAGGAUUCAGAAACACGACGAGGCUGUGGUCCAAGCCUUCUGCGACGAAACUGGUGUCAAGCGUCACGUUCUCAAGGUUUGGAUGCAUAACAACAAGCACACCCUCGUUUGUUACAACGGUGGUGCAUGAAGCGUUUGGAACCUUUUUUUUCGGGUGGAUGAUAUCAACUAUAAAGAUGAAGGUGAUGACGAGGAGGUUUAAUUAAGAUGGCAUUUAGUUUGUUUGUCUAUUCUGAUACUAUGAUGAUAACUCUAUCCUAAGACAGAUGUAGGAACUAGGAAGCAGAAACUUCCUCGGUAGCAUCAAUGCGUUCUCAUCACACUCACCUGCAUUUUCCGUUUUUCAUGUCUUUCAUUCAAUUCCUCUCUCUCUCUUCUUCUUCGGCUAACGGCAAGCCUUUUGGGUCACACCACGCACUGAAAAAAAGUGAGAGAAAUCCCCGUGCUAGUGUCUCAUUUCAGCAUCUCCGUCAUGCAUUUUCAAUUUUUCAGCUGAAACCUAUUUGUUUUUCUUGCCUCCUUUACUUGACGUGUUUUAAUUUUGAUUUAUACUAUAAAGGAAAUAUAUAAUUUAUACUAUAUAAGAUAUAAGUGGUUUAGUUGGCAGGUGUUUGUAACCCAUAGACGGUAUAGGGCAUUAAUUAUUUGAUGGGGGUAGAAUGUAUAUUGAAUUUCUUUGCUUUUUAUUUUCCCAAACGAGCUAGAAAUCAGAAACACUUUCAUAAGUUGUUAUAUGUUGAAUUCACUGUGGAGGAGAUUGAACAGGAACCAGUUUGUUUGUAUUAGUAUGGUUGCGUCUUCCUUUCUUCAUCAUGACCUGGGGUCUGAGCGAGGAAAGUGACUGUUGUAAUUAAUGUUUUAUUUUAUUGCAUGCGAGUUUUGUGAAGUUUCUGAAGCAUUAUUUUGUAAUGUUUUCUUUUGUCUUGGGGGAAAGCAAAUUUGGAAGACUCAAAUCCUUAUGCGUGGGGUAUAAAUUCAUGUUGGGGGAAAUAAUUCAA
Molecule: messenger RNA, 1819 nt
Organism: Glycine soja
Lineage: Eukaryota; Viridiplantae; Streptophyta; Magnoliopsida; Fabales; Fabaceae
Product: zinc-finger homeodomain protein 1-like
Exons: 2
Coding region: 187-951 (254 amino acids)
Biological process (GO): regulation of developmental process; regulation of DNA-templated transcription
Cellular component (GO): nucleus
Molecular function (GO): DNA-binding transcription factor activity; transcription cis-regulatory region binding
Source: RefSeq, a predicted model, not a curated record